ACGACAGCCAGCUCCCAUCUCACGAACACGGCCACGACACUUUCCCUCGCAAUCAUUGGGCGCAGCGCAUAUCUCCGAAUUCGAAGCGACACAUUGGCUGUGCUCUGCCAUCCGACAAUCCUCGAGUAGACGCGACCCCUGCCACGGCGUAACGUUUGCGCGACCACGCCGCCAUGGAUCAAGUCAACCUUCCUCACGGCCAGCAACGCAAUCGCCAGGCCCCUGCUGCUCCGCGUCGAUACGACGGGCAAGCUGGUAACCCUCUUUACAGCGAGAAGGAGCACGGCGGUCAUUAUGGCGCUGCAGCUUCAAUUGCCGCGCAAGGCCAUGCGCCUGACCCACAGCUGUUCACCGGCUCGUGGGGGAAUGUAAAUCAAGGUCUCACGGGCAACUAUCGCGACAUCCUUAACACGUAUUGGCAGCAACAAGUCACGAAACUCGAGACGGACGACCAUGACUACAAGAUCCACCAACUCCCGCUUGCUCGUAUCAAGAAGGUGAUGAAGGCAGACCCUGAAGUUAAGAUGAUCUCGGCUGAAGCACCCAUCCUGUUUGCGAAAGGAUGCGACAUAUUCAUCACAGAGCUCACGAUGCGCGCCUGGAUCCACGCCGAGGAAAACAAGCGACGUACUCUCCAGCGCUCCGACAUUGCCUCGGCGCUGUCCAAGUCUGACAUGUUCGACUUUCUGAUCGACAUCGUCCCCCGCGAAGAAGCGCACCCUCACAAGAGGAGCGCAGGCAAUGCAGCAGUUCAGUCGUCCGCGGCAGUUCCUCCCGGUGGCAUGCCUCCAUCCGUGCAUGCGCAACAUCAAAUGCCUCCUCCAGAUUACGGUAUGGGCCAGCAUAUGACGCAGCAAGAAGACUUCCGACAGCCCGGCAUGUAUGCGCCUCCCGUGCAGAGCGACCCAGGCCCAUACGCGCAACAGCAGAUGUUCGAUCCUGCCGUCUACGGAGCAUACCCAAUGGCUCAACAGCCGCAGAUGUACCCUGUCGGUCAACGAGGGCCUGAUCAUACUGGCGCCGGUGAUCCGAAUCAAGGCUACCGGCACGACACUGAAGCAGACGCUGAUGCGGAAGGCGAGCGGGAAGACUUUGGCCCAUGAUCUCAGCUGAUCGGACAUGGACAAGCGGGCGAACGCUAUACUACAUCGUUUGCAACGGUUAAGGGGAGUCACUCAUGACGGGUGUUUGCCGAGGUGAAGUACUCGGGGCUGUUCUUUAGGUUGUGUUCGGUGGGCGUUUUGGUUACGGUUGUAGGUGUAGGCUCAGGACGAGCUGCCUGCAGGGCUACGGCUACGGUGUUUGGGUCAGCGGGUGCGGCCGCGGAAUAGUUGAACGGAUGCGCGGCGUCAUCGGGUAUAUAGCAAUCAAGCAGCAACUUGACACGCCCAUUGCCUUGGUCCUGUUUCAC
This is a messenger RNA of Dothidotthia symphoricarpi CBS 119687, 1411 nucleotides long. RefSeq names its product histone-fold-containing protein. Gene Ontology annotation, biological process: regulation of DNA-templated transcription. NCBI's taxonomy places the organism in Eukaryota, Fungi, Ascomycota, Dothideomycetes, Pleosporales, Dothidotthiaceae. The coding region runs from base 174 to 1103 and encodes 309 amino acids. Gene Ontology annotation, molecular function: DNA binding; DNA-binding transcription activator activity, RNA polymerase II-specific; protein heterodimerization activity. The record is from RefSeq and is a predicted model, not a curated record. Gene Ontology annotation, cellular component: nucleus; CCAAT-binding factor complex. The transcript is spliced from 5 exons.